UGAUCCUGAACUAGAAGCUAUUAGACAUGCGAUCGCAAGAGCUGAAAUCUGGGCAUGGCAAUAACCCAAAUCAACGGAGAUCAACAGAUGUUGCUAAAAGAUGUGCAUCGUUGCUGUCUAUUAGCUGAUGUUGCUCCAAUUUCCCUGGUGAAACCUUUAAGAUCUAUAGGCUUAGAGGAUGGUAUUCUGAGGGGUUCUCAAAUGGAACAGAUAAUUGAGAAGGUUUGUGAGGAGCUGCCUAAUAACGCUCUGGAGUUUUGCGUUAAUUUUUACAAGCAAUUUCAUUUUUCGAUGGUUGGAAGCUGACGAGUACUGUUAGUUUUGCUGCAGAACAGUCAGCACCAAUGAAAGUUCCAGAUUAUUGUUGCAGAAGAGCCAACUUCACUUCUUCACCCAUGGCCAGGACAUAAUCUGAUUUCAGUGGUCCGACCUUCAAUGGCACCUAUUUUGACAAAGCAGUUACAUAAAAUGCUAACGUCGCAGGUUGUCUCUCUCAGUUGUAAUAUCGUUUUAGCUUCCAGCUGCAGUGACUAUAUUUAUGAAAAAGAAUAUAUUCCAAAGAUAAUAAUCAAUUGUUCACAUAUACCCUUUUACUAGAUCUUUCUGAAUGUCAAUUCCUAUGCCCCCACAAGCAUUUUGACAUGGUCUCAA
This is a messenger RNA of Eruca vesicaria subsp. sativa (arugula), 651 nucleotides long. NCBI's taxonomy places the organism in Eukaryota, Viridiplantae, Streptophyta, Magnoliopsida, Brassicales, Brassicaceae. The record is from the annotation of a GenBank genome assembly.